Messenger RNA from Amblyraja radiata (thorny skate), 726 nucleotides. RefSeq names its product cytochrome c oxidase subunit 5A, mitochondrial. The transcript is spliced from 5 exons. The record is from RefSeq and is a predicted model, not a curated record. NCBI's taxonomy places the organism in Eukaryota, Metazoa, Chordata, Chondrichthyes, Rajiformes, Rajidae. Bases 84 to 566 code for a protein of 160 amino acids. Gene Ontology annotation, cellular component: mitochondrial inner membrane; respiratory chain complex IV. Gene Ontology annotation, biological process: mitochondrial electron transport, cytochrome c to oxygen.
GGCACACUCUCUCUCUUUCUCGCAGCCUGACAGCGGCAGCGGCGGCGAUCACCAGCUGAGGAGCGGGGAGCCGGCGAGCAGCCAUGUUCCGAGCGGCGCUGAGGUGCAGCAGCAGCAGCAGAGGCGGCCUGGCCGCUUGGAGGAGGGCGGCGGCGCUGGCGGUCAGUGGGGGGUCGCCAUCAUCCCAGGCCCAGGCCCGGGCCCAGCCGGCGGCUGCCCUUGCUGCCCGAUGGUAUUCACAUGGGAAGCAGGAGACGGAUGAGGAGUUUGAUGCCCGCUGGGUGACGUACUUCAACAAGCCUGACAUCGACGCAUGGGAGCUCCGAAAAGGAAUGAACACCCUCAUUGGAUACGAUCUGGUUCCUGAACCCAACAUUAUUGAUGCAGCCCUGAGAGCAUGCCGUAGAUUAAAUGAUCUAGCUAGUGCAAUCCGUAUCCUCGAAGCAGUGAAGGAUAAAGCCGGACCUCACAAAGAGAUCUAUCCGUACGUUAUUCAAGAACUCAGGCCCACGCUAACCGAACUCGGAAUUCCUACCCCAGAGGAGAUAGGUCUAGACAAAUUAUAAUAUUAUACUUUGACGGUUUCCAGACCUUCAUUUGAUGUGGUUGUACAUGAUACAAGAUACAGUGUGAAAUAUUACUAUCGGACAUUUAAUUCUGUUCUGUUGUAUGUAUUCUGUUCCCCUAUGAACUUAGUUCAAUAAACAGUGGCCUGAUACAUUGAUA